AUGAUGGGCGCCUCAGAUCUAGGACGCAAGAAGAGUCUGAUUCGACCUGAACGCACAAAGGUCGAUAGAGACCACCCGCAAUACCACUACCGCAAGCACGCCCAGAAUAUGGCAGUCAUGCCUUCUACUACUGGCCACGACCCAAUGCUUGAAGAAGCAGAGCACGAGGCUGCUACCGUCAGCUCCGACGACAUUGAAUUGAAACAGCUCGAUCAGAAGGGUCACCCUGCGGGCAUGGCGAGAAGUGGAAGUCGCAAACUACAUCGCAAGACUACACUCGAGGUUGCCGAAGAGAAGAAAAAGAGACAAAAGCAGGCAGGGGCCAGUCCACCAACACUUUGGAGCACUUACUGCCACCUGAUCACUUUCUGGUGUCCCAACCCCAUCCUUAAAUGUUUCGGAAUGCCCGAAAAGGCCCAACAACAAGCGUGGAGGGAGAAGAUGGGCUUGAUCAGUAUCAUUCUCAUGAUCGCUGCCUUUGUCGGUUUCAUUACCUUCGGUUUCACUGCCACCGUCUGCCCUGCGGGCUCCUCUUCACGAUUCCGCGUAAACAAGGUCGAUUCUGGAUACAUGAUCUUCCAUGGCAAGGCCUAUGACUUGACAAGGUCGCAGCAUCCCCAGGCUAGAGGUAUCUUGAGAAACCAGAACGUGUUAUGGGAUCUUGAUGUGCCUUAUGGAGGCAAAGACGGCAGUUUCAUGUUCCAGAACGUCAAUGGUGCAUGCAAGGGUCUCAUCACUGCCGCCGCGGGUUCUGAUGUCAAGACUGAUAGCGAUGGCAAUUUGGCUUGGUAUUUCCCAUGCAACGCUUUCAAUCAGGACGGAUCGAGUGAGCCCAACAAAACCAUCCCUUACUACCUUGGAUAUUCUUGCCACACCUCGAAGCUUGCCCGAACCAACUUCUACGACCUCAAGUCUGGAGGAGAUGUGUACUUCACAUGGGACGACAUCAAGAAUUCGAGCCGCAAUCUUAUGGUUUACGGUGGCGAUGUCCUCGAUCUCAACCUGCUCAACUGGUUCAACACUACUCAGGUUUCGUACCCUUCGAGAUUUGACGAUAUUCGCGAGAACGCCAACGUCAGGGGCACUGACAUGAGUCUUGCCUUUUCGUCAGGUCAAGAUAAGAAGAUCGCAAAGUGUUUCCAGGAAAUUAUCAAGGUGGGAUCGAUCGACACCGAAACUGUUGGAUGUAUCGCCUCCAAGAUCGUGCUAUAUGUUGCCCUCGUCUUCAUCUUGUCAAUUGUCGUCGCCAAAUUCGUUCUAGCUCUGGCGUUCCAGUGGUUCCUUAGCCGCAAGUAUGCUGCGGAUAGGACUGCCUUCAGCGGCGACGAGAAGAAGAGAAAGCAGCAGAUCGAGGAGUGGGCCGAUGAUAUCUACCGUCCAGCUCCCAAAAUCGCUGAUCCCGUCUCUCACGCUAGCGACCGUGCAAACAAACGCGGUAGCUUCCUUCCGACCACCUCGAGGUUUACCAGCCCUUACGCUAUCGAACGAUCCAUGGCCCGUUCUCGUCCCGCAUACACCACAAUGGCUAGCCAAAGCUCGACUGCGCGCUUGAUUCCUGGCGCAAGUGUUUAUGGGCAAGGCAACCGCAGUGAAAACACUCUGCAAGAAAGUCGCGCAAGUCUUAUGGUUCCCAAUAGCAGUGAGCAAAGAUACUCUACCGCCAUGGAGUCUGAUGGUCCUGGUCCUCAUGGCUUUAUUCACGAAGCUGUCGUACCCCAGCCUCCUCCGGAAUGGCAACCAUUUGGAUUUCCGCUCGCGCAUGCCAUUUGUCUUGUCACUGCCUACUCCGAGGGUCCCGAAGGAAUGCGUACAACUCUUGAUUCUGUUGCCACAACUGAGUACCCCAACAGCCACAAACUCAUCCUCGUCAUUUGCGACGGUAUCAUCAAGGGACAUGGUGAGACUAUGACUACCCCCGAAGUUGCCUUGAGCAUGAUGAAGGAGCAUACUAUCCUACCCGAUGAGGUCAAGCCUUACUCCUACGUCGCCGUGGCUAGUGGAUCCAAACGACACAACAUGGCCAAGAUCUACUCUGGCUUUUACGACUAUGGAGAGGAUUCCAUCAUUCCUAUCGAGAAGCAGGAACGCGUGCCCAUGGUGAUCAUCAUGAAGUGCGGCACCCCUGAGGAAUCAACCCAGUCCAAGCCUGGUAAUCGCGGUAAACGUGAUAGUCAGAUCAUUCUCAUGUCUUUCUUGCAAAAGGUCAUGUUCGAUGAGCGCAUGACUGAACUCGAAUACGAAUUCUUCAAUGGUAUCUGGAAGAUUACCGGCAUCUCACCCGACUUCUAUGAGAUUGUUCUCAUGGUCGACGCCGAUACCAAGGUCUUCCCCGACAGUUUAACCCAUAUGAUUAGUGCAAUGGUCAAGGAUCCUGAAAUCAUGGGCUUGUGUGGUGAAACCAAGAUCGCCAAUAAGAGAGCCAGUUGGGUUUCGAUGAUCCAAGUCUUCGAAUAUUUCAUCUCACAUCAUCAGUCCAAAUCCUUCGAAUCCGUUUUUGGUGGUGUCACCUGUCUUCCUGGGUGUUUCUGCAUGUACAGAAUCAAGGCACCUAAGGGCGAUCAAAAUUACUGGGUACCGAUCCUGGCCAAUCCCGACAUUGUGGAGCAUUAUUCCGAAAAUGUCGUCGACACAUUGCACAAGAAAAACUUGCUCCUCCUUGGUGAAGAUCGUUAUCUCUCCACUCUGAUGCUGAGGACUUUCCCCAAACGAAAGCAAGUUUUCGUUCCGCAAGCUGUCUGCAAAACUACUGUGCCCGACGAGUUCAAGGUUCUCCUUUCCCAAAGAAGAAGAUGGAUCAACAGUACCGUCCACAAUCUUAUGGAGCUGGUUCUGGUUCGUGAUCUCUGCGGAACCUUCUGCUUUAGCAUGCAAUUCGUUGUCUUUGUCGAGCUAGUCGGUACUCUUGUGCUUCCAGCUGCCAUUGCUUUUACCUUCUAUGUUGUCGCUAUUGCUAUCAAGGCCGCCAUUGAACACACAACCAUUCCAGUCAUGUCACUGGUCUUGUUGGCACUUAUUCUUGGUCUGCCCGGUGUUCUCAUCAUCUUGACUGCUCAUCGCAUCUCAUACGUCGCAUGGAUGCUUAUCUACCUCCUUUCUCUUCCAGUCUGGAACUUCAUUCUUCCAACCUACGCGUACUGGAAAUUCGACGACUUCUCUUGGGGUGACACUCGCAAGACGGCUGGUGAACAGACCAAGGGCGGCCACGACGCAGUGGAGGGUGAAUUUGACAGCAGCAAGAUCACCAUGAAGAGAUGGGCUGAUUUCGAACACGAGCGACGCAUGAAGACCGGAGGAACCAAUUACAAUUCCUCGUCAGGGCAGGGAUCAUAUCCCUAUGAAUCUGGCUACGACUACUAA
Molecule: messenger RNA, 3357 nt
Organism: Aureobasidium pullulans EXF-150
Lineage: Eukaryota; Fungi; Ascomycota; Dothideomycetes; Dothideales; Saccotheciaceae
Product: chitin synthase, class IV
Exons: 3
Coding region: 1-3357 (1118 amino acids)
Cellular component (GO): cell periphery; cell septum
Molecular function (GO): chitin synthase activity
Source: RefSeq, a predicted model, not a curated record